GCCCGCGCAUCCCCGCAAGCAAUGGCCGCCAGUUCAAACUAAACCGCCGCGUCAGGCAGACGCGGCUAGUGUCCUAGUCCUAGUGUUGUGUCUUGUUCAACAAGUGCGUGUGUAACCGGCAAAAUGGUGGCAGGAGGAAAACAGAUGAACGUCCGCGUGACGACGAUGGACGCGGAGCUGGAGUUCGCGAUCCAGCAGACGACGACCGGCAAGCAGCUGUUCGACCAGGUGGUCAAGACCAUCGGCCUCCGCGAGGUCUGGUUCUUUGGCCUACAGUACACCGACUCCAAGGGAGAUCUCACCUGGAUCAAGCUGUAUAAGAAGGUGAUGCAACAAGACGUAAAGAAGGAGAAUCCGCUGCAGUUCAAGUUCCGAGCCAAAUUCUACCCGGAAGAUGUCGCUGAUGAGCUCAUCCAGGAGAUCACGCUCAAGCUCUUCUACCUACAGGUGAAGAACGCGAUCCUGUCAGACGAGAUCUACUGCCCUCCCGAGACGUCCGUCCUGCUCGCAUCAUACGCUGUGCAAGCGAGACACGGCGACCACAACCCCGGCCUGCACGGGCCAGGGUUCCUCGCCAACGACCGCCUGCUGCCGCAGCGAGUCACCGACCAGCACAAGAUGUCCCGCGACGAAUGGGAACAGAGCAUAACCAACUGGUGGCAAGAGCACCGUGGCAUGCUCCGCGAGGACGCCAUGAUGGAAUACCUGAAGAUCGCACAGGACCUCGAGAUGUAUGGAGUGAAUUACUUCGAGAUCAGGAAUAAGAAGACCACGGAACUGUGGCUCGGGGUUGACGCUCUCGGGCUUAAUAUCUAUGAGAAGGAUGACAAACUGACCCCAAAGAUCGGUUUCCCCUGGUCCGAAAUCCGCAACAUCUCCUUCAACGACCGCAAGUUCAUCAUCAAGCCCAUAGACAAGAAGGCUCCCGACUUCGUCUUCUUCGCGCCCCGCGUUCGCGUCAACAAACGCAUCCUCGCACUCUGUAUGGGCAACCACGAGUUGUAUAUGCGCAGGCGCAAACCCGACACUAUUGAUGUGCAGCAGAUGAAGGCGCAGGCGAGAGAGGAGAAACUCGCUAAACAGGCACAGAGAGAGAAACUGCAACUUGAGAUCGCGGCUCGUGAACGCGCGGAAAAGAAACAACAGGAAUACGAGGACCGUCUCAAACACAUGCAAGAAGAGAUGGAACGCUCACAGGCGAACCUGAUCGAAGCCCAGGACAUGAUCAGACGGCUCGAGGAGCAGCUGCGCCAGCUGCAGGCUGCUAAGGAGGAGCUCGAGCAGAGACAGAACGAGCUGCAAGCUAUGAUGACCCGCCUCGAGGAGACCAAGAACAUGGAAGCCGCGGAGCGCGCUAAGCUCGAAGAGGAGAUCCGCAACAAACAAGAGGAGGUGUCUCGCAUCCAGCAGGAGGUUGAAGAGAAGGACACGGAAACCCGCCGGCUGCAGGAGGAGGUCGAGGAGGCGCGCAGGCAACAGGACGAGGCGGCGGCGCUCCUAGCGGCGGCGGUGACGCCGGUGCACCACCACGUGGCCGAGGGCAAGGACGACGCGGGCUCGGACGGCGGCUCCGAGCAGGGCGGCCAGGAGCUGGCCACCGCGCCGGAUGACCUGGUGGACCCCGUGGCCGACCGCCGCACGCUCGCCGAGCGCAACGAGCGUCUGCACAGCCAGCUCAAGGCCCUGAAACAAGACCUCGCACAAUCCCGCGACGAGACCAAGGAGACCGCCAUGGACAAGAUCCACCGCGAGAACGUGCGCCAGGGCCGCGACAAGUACAAGACGCUGCGCGAGAUCCGCAAGGGCAACACCAAGCGCCGCGUCGACCAGUUCGAGAACAUGUAGGCGCGUGUCUAGCGCUCACGACUGGGGUUUAUGUUUACCGGGCAUCUGCUAACAAAACAAACAGUUUCCAAGAGAAACUUAUCAACUUUUUAGACCACUCAAAUCGGUAAUUGUGGCUCUUCGUGACCCCUAACACACCCGCUCAAUCAAACUUCUUGGGGUAUGUUUACCGGGCCAAACAAAACUUGUCGGCAGACUUUUAAAGUUCACUUCAAAGAACUAAAUUUGUGACUUUUGGUGACUAUUCAAUCUGUUUUACAAAUUUUACACCACUUAAAACGUCAAUCGUGACCCCUAAAACACCCGCUCAAUCUAACGACUGGGGGAAUGUACCAACCCAAGCUAAACCGCGCGGUAAAAUAUUGUUUACUAGACCACUUUACACUUUCACAACCAAGAACACGCCUGGUAGGCCCUCGUGAACUUUGCUCAGAUAAAGCUUGACCAGAAAUAUAUGACUACACGCCAUGUUGCGGAAUUUUAUGACAACUAUUUUCUUCAUACUAAACUGAACUGUCACCGCAUAUAUCAGAAAAACAGCGCCCUCCUGACAAGUCAUAUAUUUCUGGUCAGGCUUUACUCUUCGUAUAUGAUAUUUAUUUCAGUUGGCUCAGAUGCCGGACAAACCGUUGUCACCAUACAAGCGGUCGAUUAUAGAUGACAGCCGGUUUCUGACGUAGUGCGCCAUUUUUGUCUGGUAGUGAAUGUGUGAACAAUUGUGGUUCUCGAAACCCUUAAUACAGGUUUACUAUUCAAUCGGGGUCUUUUAAAAGUUUGCCGACAGACUAGAAUUGAUUUUGCUGUGUCCACAUUUACAACAUUUAGAACAUUGAAUGUUCGAAUAUGAAUGUGCCCAAAUUUGUAACACUUAAAACAUUGAAUUAUCUUAUCUACAAGACGAACAUUGAAUGUUCAAAUUAUCUAAAUUUUAUCGUGUUUACAACAACGGUAAAGUUGAGUGUUGAACUGUUAAAUAGCUCUUGCUGAUUGCGACUAAGAGCUGCCUUAUAUAAAAGACUAAUUUUUGUACGUGUGGUCAUGAUCUGUGAGAACUGAACUGUUAUCAGUAUUGUAAUCGGCUUAGGCAUAAAAACAUCAAGUUUGUUCAAUAACUGAUCGCGGUCAAUUUUAUAUAAUAUCUAGAAUAAAUAUACUAUUUGUGCUACAACGGCUCUAAUUUAGUACUUUUAUCCGAGUUUGACGGUUAGAUACUGUAAACCCCAGUCUACGGUUUGGACCAAGUUUUGUAAGCGUUUAAACAUAUCCUAGUUAAGGACGGUCGAUGGGAGUCCGUCGGAAAAGCAGCGGCAAUUCGCUCUCCUAAUGCUGCCACUUUUGAGUAAAAUAUACACAAAUUAUUAAAAAUGUCAGACAAUAAUCUGCCAAAAGUAUAGACAAAUUAUUUCCGACUAGACUAUUAAAUCAUGGUAUUUCCCAAUUUAUUUGCAAUCUAUCUCAAUUUAUUCAUCAAAUAAAUCUAUUUACAAUCACUGUCUAUAAUUUUAGCAGAUGCUAUUGUAUAGAACUAUUUGUAUGUAUGGUAUUUUUAGAGAAUUUUAUUCUCGAUUUAUAAAUUGUAAUCGAUAAUGGUAAAGGUCAUAUUUUGUAUAAGAGGGCGCGGUCGAUUUUGAACUAGACAGCUUCCAAAAUAAUAUUUUGGAUUGGAAUCCAAUAAAUUUGAAAACUCGACCGUCGCCGGAUGUCGUAAGGUUGCAAACCGUCCGAAUGGCCCUUAAGUUUCAAACUUAAACCUUAAUUGUAAAGCGGGAAUUCUGUGCAUUUUCGGCACGAGCUCGCGACGUCAGUCGGGACUAUAUGUAAAUAUUGAUUAUUACUUAAUAGUAAUUUUAUUUUAGACCAUAAUGUGCUAUAACCGAAUAUGUAUACAAGAGGAAUCACGUUUUAACCAUAUUUUAAAAACAUUCACAAUCGACCACGACACACCGGCUUGUUUUAUUAUUAAUAAUUAUUUUUUAAAUAAUUCGGAUUUUAUUUCUAACGAUAGAUGUAUGUCGGGAAUGUGAGUCAUGAAACUGUGCGUCGAGUUAUUCAGUAAUGUUUAUUUGUGUUAGGUAUGUUAUAGUUGCCUGUUGACUACUGUAGGGAUAGAUUAGAGGCCGGCGGCCGAGCGAUCGCUCCGUCCCGCUCCGGCGCGAGGCGUGCCCGCUCCGUGCGAGCGAGACGGCAAUACAUUAGACGAGGACGGAGGGUGCUCAAGGGGCGGGCCGCGGGGCGCAUCUUAUUUAUUUUUAUAAUCAUUUAUAAUUAGCCGUAGGAGAUAUCGGUUCAAGUGUAAUUAUCAUAUCUAUUCUUUCUGUCUUGAACAAAAUUCGAAAAGCUUCAGUUUAGUAUGCGUAUAGGGAGCGUAUUUAAUUGUUAAGUGUAUAAAAGGCAUUCCAUAAGUUACAAUACGGUUGGCGUGAGUUAUUUGGAUGACAGCGAGCGUUCUGUGUUCUGUUUGAAGUGCCAUCCUGCAUGCAAGCCGCCAGUCGCCGCGACUGGCGACACGGUUACGCUAAACUAUUUAUAUAUCUUGUCAUUAUUUUCUAAAAUUAUACAAUACCAUGUUGCCUUUCAACUACUGUGAAUUUUUUUCCAAUAAAACGAUUAAGUAAA
Molecule: messenger RNA, 4461 nt
Organism: Leguminivora glycinivorella
Lineage: Eukaryota; Metazoa; Arthropoda; Insecta; Lepidoptera; Tortricidae
Product: moesin/ezrin/radixin homolog 1-like
Exons: 11
Coding region: 124-1845 (573 amino acids)
Biological process (GO): positive regulation of early endosome to late endosome transport; positive regulation of protein localization to early endosome; regulation of cell shape
Cellular component (GO): apical part of cell; microvillus; adherens junction
Molecular function (GO): cell adhesion molecule binding; actin binding
Source: RefSeq, a predicted model, not a curated record